Clonostachys solani is the source of this 261-nucleotide messenger RNA. The record is from the annotation of a GenBank genome assembly. Lineage: Eukaryota; Fungi; Ascomycota; Sordariomycetes; Hypocreales; Bionectriaceae.
AUGCCCUUGCAGACCAGGAUCAUCGCCGCCAUCGUUGGCGUGGCUCUUGCUGCACAGGCUGCCAUGUUCGUGCUCUGGAGCCAAAGGAUGAAUAAACAGAGCCAAAGUUCAGAUGAGCCCGGCACUCUCCCCGACAAGGAGAGCGAAGAAAACAAAGAAAAUACUCCGAGCGGACCAACGGUGAAUAUCCCUCGCGUUUUGAUGCAUUACGAUGUUUAUCGCCGAGAGAAGAGAUUUGAUGGGGACCGAGAAGCCCUUUGA